AGGAGAUCUACACAGAAAGGGCUUUUUUUGGUUGUUUCCUUCUGACUCCUUUCACUUCUUGUUCUCACAUUGACGCUGUGUUUACCGACUGCGUGUCACGCAACGACAAGCAGGUCUACUUUAUAAAUAUUAUUAUUAUUAUAAUACUUCCUAGGUCUUUAGGGAGAUAUUUGGACUUCCACCCGACGCACAGGCGACACAACCGCAGAUGGGUCGGCGAAAAUCCGCGAAGCCCGAGGGCAUGGAGGAGGCGCGAAGGCCACGAUGUCAGCACGACCUUAGCCGCAAUGCAAGACACUCGGCGCACAGCGCGGACCGCGACCAUCGCGGCAGUGAUGACAGCGGCGGUCACCACAAACACGAACGCAUGCCCCCCGCGCAGAGCACGAAGAAUCUCUCCCAAGUCCCUUUCAAGUCGGGCAGCUCCUCCCAGCGCUCCUCGCGACCUCCCGAGAGCCCGCAGGGCGGGUACAAAGGAUUUCACUUCCCUAGCGGGGAUCAACAUCCGCUAGGGCCGCUGCCUCAGCGAGGCGGGAUGCCGCCGCCCAACAACAACUACCCGUUGAACAGUAGCAUUAGUUUGUCCUCUCCCACCAAUGGGUACGUGCCGAAUGGAUAUGGCGGUGGCGCGAACGGCUACAAUCCCACGACGAUGAACGGCAGCUUGGAGAGCUCGCCGAUGCACAACGCGAAUGCUGGCAGGGCGGUGGGAGCGAAUGCCUUCUCUCCCUCCCACGUACCGCCACCGCCGCCGCAGCCAAAUGCGUAUUGCGCGAUGCCAGGGGGCAGUCCGAACAACAUGAACGCCUCGUGGCCUCCACGGCAGCCGCCGCCGCAGCGGGGGGUGGACUUUGGGCUGAUGAUGCAGGCAUUUCGAAAUCUGCCGCAGCUACCAUGCGUCAUGACCCCCAACGGACCGCUGUCUCCGCCGCCGUUUCCGUUUCCCUUCCCGGACCUUGUGCAGCUGCAGCAGCUCCAGCAGCAGCAACAGAUGAUGAUGCAGAUGCGGAUGAGUCCGAAUGGCACGCCCGGGAAUCCGGCUUCUCCGCUGCCACUGUCGCUCUCGGGCCCUGCGUCGCCCCCACAGCAGCAGCCUCCACCACCACCCGUGGCGGCGCUGGGCCCUUUCUACGGUCCGCCGGGCACUAACGUCCCUGGCAUGGCCCCGAACCAGAACAUGAGUUACCUUAACGGGGUAUGCCCUGUCGCAGCUGGAGCGAUGCCGCCGUCGGUUCCACCUUUCAACGGCGCUGCCGGUCCUGCGGCCACCCCUGAGCCGCUGCAUCGCACGACAAGUAUCCUCAACCGCGUCUCUAGCUUCAAGAAAAGCGCUCCAGCCCCCAGCCCCGACAAGGCACACAUGCAAACGGCAGUGGCGGCAGUAUCCUCAACCGCGCCUCGAGCUUUAAGCGAAACGCGAGGGGCGGCGGACCCUCCUUUGCUUCGAGUCCGUCAUCGGCGCCGUCCACCGAGCAGCAGCCCACCGCGCAGGCGUCUCCGACGGCGAAGCCCACCGGCGCCGCCGCCGCCAUCCCCCCGGCACACUCUGCCGCGGCAGCCAAGCCGCUGCCCGACUCCGGCAGCACCGGCAUUCUGCGCCGCAAGUCGUUCUUCUCCGCAGCGGCGGCGGUGCCGGAGCCGGUGUUGUCGCCGGACGAGCGGGAGGCCGUGCUGCAGAUGAAGCUGGUGCAGCGCGAGCAUGAGCGGGUGCGGCUCGAAGAGGAGCACCGCGCCCGCGAAGAGGCGAUGGAUAAAGUGAUUGAGAACCGAGGGAAAGAGCUGCGUGAGGAGGGGGCGGCAAGGGAUGCGUCUGCUGAGGAGUCGGCGACGCUGCCGACGUGUGUGAUGACAAGUGUCGAGGUCAGCCCUCCCUCCAACCUCUUGUCCCCGAAGGCCGAUGCGACGCGCGAGGCGGCCGACGCGUCAUACGAAAAGAUGUCGCGGGCCAGCUCGUACAGCUUCGCCAGCAUAGCCACAACACGGAGCGGUGCAGUUGGACCGCAGCCGGCCCUCCCUCAUCUUUCAAAGCAGCACCCGCCGGGCACGCACCGGCGCGGUGCCUCCCCUGUGGCGGACGCGGGUGAAUUCAGCACUAAGUCCGACGCGCCCGUGGAGUCGAUGGCGUCUAAUCGUAUGGGCGGCGUGAACAGGUCAGCGCCGACGACGACAACCACAGGAGCUACAUCUGCUGCUGCUGCCCUCGCUGGGGAAUCGCGACCACAGCAGCAGUCGCAAACUGCACCCCCAAGUAGCCAAGUUGUUCCGCCGCCACGGGGAAGCAUUAUUGCGUCCGCCCCUGCCGUAUUAGAACCGAAGCAGCCGUGGCACCGGUGUCCUACGGUGGUAGUCUACGAAAUUCCCCUACGUUGUCGUCGCACGACGAACGAGGAGGGCAGGGAGGUGAUCGAUGACGCCGACUUUCCCGUCCGCAUCCACAGUAAGACGCUGCGCGUGACGGACCCGGAGACGAAGCUCGUGUCGGAGUUUCCGCACGACGAGCUCGUUAUCCACCGCAAGAACUCGACGAACGUGGCGUCACAGCUGCUAGACAAGGUGCGAGAUGUGGUCAUCGCUGGCUACACCGCGUCAGUACUCAGCCUCGACUCAAAGGGCCUGGCAAAGCCGACGUCCGCCUUUGACAGCGCUGCGUGGAUGGCGAAGCAGCGGCUGGUGCUGAACUUGGUGGCCAGCGUGGAAAAGAUGCAAACCAUCUACGCCAAGAACGGCGGCCUUAGCAGCAACAACUCCUCCAUCGAGGUCUGUGUCUCCAUCGCCCUCGUGAAGAAGGUUUCGGCGGAGAAGGCGACGGAGUGGAAGGUGACGGACCCGGCGAUGCAGCAGCGGACCUUUGAGGUGAUCGACCUGUUGAAGCCGGAGCCAGCCGUCGCGCAACUCCGCAUGCGCACGUCGAUGCUGUCUGGGAGUCGUCUGGACGGGGUCCAGUACAAACCGGUGGGCAACGAGGCGGAGUUCAAUACCCUUCUGACCGGUGCCCAGAGCAGCGCAAACGUAGUGCUGGGCCGCCUCGCAGAUGCCGCGGCGGUGGCGCCGGACAACGCGGCGCUCAUGGCGGAGAACGACUCCGUGCUGGAGGUGCUGACGUGCAUCGUGCGCCACCACAAGGAGGGGGCCGUGGCGCUGGCCGAUCAGAUCAAGGAAGCCCCACGCGACGUCUUUGCGCGCGGCAACGCGGCGGAUGUAAUUUCCUCGGACGACGAAGAUGAUGACGCGCGCGUCCUCGACAGCUUCAACGCCCACAACGGACCGUCGAAUUGCAGCGACACGGUGGUGAGCUGUUUGACCUGCAUUGGGGCACGACAGAACGCCGACGUGUGGGGCGCCGCCCUCGAGCGCAAGGAGGAGGUGGCCCCGUUGGCCCUCUUCACCACCGCUUUUGGCGGUCCCGCAUACACGGUAAUUAUUGCUAGCGUCGACCCCACCAGCCGGGAAGCAGCGGCGACGUUGUCGAUGCAGGUGGGCAUGACCAUCAAACUACAUCGGCGCCCAACCAACGGCUCUGCGCGGCGACUCAUUCAGAGCUCCAAGUAUCAAGCGGGUGCCGCGCAGAAGGAACUGGACCGACCAGUCCGGCCAUCAGGCUCGGAGCAGCGUGAGUUGAAGACGACGAUUCGUAAGAGCGCGGCGACUCUUGAGAGCCUUGAGAAAGCGCUCGCGGACGGCGGAUAA
Molecule: messenger RNA, 3687 nt
Organism: Leptomonas pyrrhocoris
Lineage: Eukaryota; Euglenozoa; Kinetoplastea; Trypanosomatida; Trypanosomatidae
Exons: 1
Coding region: 1678-3687 (669 amino acids)
Source: RefSeq, a predicted model, not a curated record